Molecule: messenger RNA, 1284 nt
Organism: Penicillium malachiteum
Lineage: Eukaryota; Fungi; Ascomycota; Eurotiomycetes; Eurotiales; Aspergillaceae
Exons: 1
Coding region: 1-1284 (427 amino acids)
Biological process (GO): regulation of actin cytoskeleton organization; TOR signaling
Cellular component (GO): TORC2 complex; TORC1 complex
Molecular function (GO): protein binding
Source: RefSeq, a predicted model, not a curated record
AUGCAUCUUCCGUUGAGGACUAAGACGGUUGUACAAUUGUAUGACUACUCGGAUGGUAGCUUUUUGGUCCAUGGCCGAGCUAACCGAUUCCCCUGUCCGGCGGCAGAUAUCAACGAGAUCACAUUCUGCCCAAUGAACACGAAUUAUCUCACAGCAAGCUGCACCGAUGGUCGAACAUAUGUGUGGGAUGUCCGUCAAGGUGACAAGACUGUUCAUCGCUUGGCCCAUGGAGAACCUCUUCAUCCACUUUUUGAUGGAUACUCCCGUGAGUACACUGACUACGGUACCUCUGUUGCUUUAUGGGGCACAGGGAUUGAUGAAUUCUAUACUGGGGGCUCUGAUGGAGCUUUGAAACGUUGGGAUAUACGUCGAUCUCCUGAAGAUGCGUUGGUGUCUGAUGUCGCCACCUUCACAGAGGGUAUUACCAGUGCUGCGUUUUCGGAUGAUAAGAGCCAUAUGCUCCUCGGGUCCCUUGGUGGAGGUGUUCGACUGGUAUCGUGUGCUCCAUUGUCUGAUCCUGAUAAUACGGAUUUCAAAUUGAAGGCAGCUCCAGAGCCACCUUCUAGAGAAGUUUCUGGUCGUGAGCUUAGUAAGGCACUGAUAUCGAGCGAUGAGAUCGAAAGACAUCCAGUUUUUGGACCGGGACAAGGUCCGAAAUAUAAAGGUCCCUACGCUCGAUGGGCCCGCGGCCUCGAUCCAAAUACACCCCUUAGUCAGACCAUCAAAUCGCCACUCAAAGAGGAAUUUCAGAACCGUCAACUUUGUAUUCCACCGGGAACAAAUCGAAUUGGACUUGACUCACAUGCUCUGCAAGAGCUAAAGUCUCAACUACAGAUUGCCGAAAUCCGCAAUGGUUUGAAGGUCGCGCAAACUGGUCAGUCUGAUCCUCCUGCAUCGGUGGAGGCGGAGACAGAAGAUCAAAACCAGAUCAAGAUCGAGGCGGCUCCAAGCCCUGCGGUUGAAGCAUCGGUUAUGUUCCUGGGUCAAAGAAAAAGAAAGAGGGGUAGCGAGGAUGACUUGGGCACUGGUCAAGAAAAGAGACGCCAUCGGAAUAAUGUAACCACUCACCUUGGGGUUAUUCAUAUUGACCUCACUGAGGAUUCACCUGAGCCGGAGGUAAUGCCUCUGAUCUCCCGUUCAGAGCUCCCGAUCAUUACGAAAUCGGCUCCAGAUGAUGCGCAAGAGUUGGUACUACCAGGAACAGACUCUGAUGACGACCUUGAGGAUGAUCAUUGGUGGCCGGAGAGUGGGCAAUACGAUGCCAACUUAUGUGACAGUGACUGA